UUUUACGGCGACAAUGGAAGCGGCAGUGACGAGCGAGGUUGCUCAGGAGCUUUACACUGAGCUGGAGGAAGAGGUAUACAAUGAGCUGGAGCACUUCGUCGCGGACCCAGCCUUUGCGAGUUCGCUUGCGCGGAAGCAUUCGUCGGGGCAAGCGAGUUCAUGGCUAGCAAAGCUGUGGAGCGGUCACACACCACGUCAAUCGGCGGUAGCAGCUGCUGGGGCGUCGUUGCAUUCAAAGCACGCGGUGAUAUCACAGCCGCUCGCCUCGGAGGGCACCACUCAGCCCGCAAGCGUGAUGGAGGCCUCCACGUCUCAAGCAGCCGACGCUGACAAGGCGCUAGACGCAAUGGACGGCGACGGGUUUGUGCUGGUGGACAAGCACGACGCCGUGGAGUGCUUGGCCUUCUACAUCGCGGCGUGCAUCCAGGACCUCCCCGAGGCGCAGCAAAUGACUCCCCGGCAGCUACAGCUCGCGCUUGUGGAGGCCCUGCGGAACCUAAAGCGCUCACGGCUUCAACGAAUGUGCGCGUGGGGCCGUCGCGUGUACUGCUGGAGCACCUACACCUACAGCGCUGUGCAGAUGUACCAGAACCCCUGGCUAAUGCGGGCGCUCUUUACUGCGCUCUGGGCGGCAUCGCGCGUGUCCUUGCGCAUGCUCUUGUGAGAUUCUGCUUUAUGACGCUUCAGUGCGGUGUGGCUUUGCCACGACGUGUUGUCCAGGUAGCAACAACCUAGUCGGGCUGGUGCUCUGCGGCUCUUCGCUGCCGCUGGCCGGGAACUGUCAAACCACGUACUAGUGCACAAAUUAUGUAGUGCGUGUUUGCAGCCUGGGCUUGUUCAAGUAAGGCCACGAUAAACAUGUGCAGCAGCUGGGAUGUUGAGUGAUGCUUUGAUUUUUCUCGAUGCCAUGCCCUGUAUACGCUAAUGAAUUCUGGCAUGUGAGACUUUUACAAUGUAUGAUUCGGUCUGGGUCUGGCUGUGGUGUGAUGAGCUGUUCAGGCCUAGCUAUCUACCUGCGGUUUUGUCAGCACUCGCCAUCUUACACCGUUCAAGUUCAUGCCAUCCAGCACCUGUAGUAGAUAGAUUAUGGACGUUGAUCGAUGUGUCCGGUGGAGAGCACAGACAGCCUCGCUCGGCGUAGAUGAUGUACACCAGAAGUUUUUUUUUCUGCGUACGUUGGGCAGGAUUGUUGGCCGCAAGUGGAAGGCAAACAUGCCAGAACAUGUACGGUAUGCUCAUGCAAACGCCGCCUUCCUUGCCCGUACGUGCUAGUGGCCAGAGCGCUGUACAACCUUGCAAACGCGCUAAACACAGGUUGCGUGUAUGUAACGAUUGAUUGAAUGCAGGCGUAUGUAGGGGAACCAGAUGAAUAGGAGCGGGCAUGGAAUGACGUUUGCUUCUGUUUUCUGAGUUAUAACUGCCAGUGUGCAAACUUCACGCACCUCGCUCAGCAGGUGUGCAGGUAGGAUCGAUUCACCUGAGUA
Chlamydomonas reinhardtii is the source of this 1484-nucleotide messenger RNA. RefSeq lists its product as uncharacterized. The coding region runs from base 14 to 664 and encodes 216 amino acids. The record is from RefSeq and is a predicted model, not a curated record. The transcript is spliced from 5 exons. Lineage: Eukaryota; Viridiplantae; Chlorophyta; Chlorophyceae; Chlamydomonadales; Chlamydomonadaceae.